Messenger RNA from Spirodela intermedia, 1615 nucleotides. Lineage: Eukaryota; Viridiplantae; Streptophyta; Magnoliopsida; Alismatales; Araceae. The record is from the annotation of a GenBank genome assembly.
AUGAAUUCGCUGCUCUCUUGCUGCAAGCUCUACAUCUCUGAAAGCCGAAACCACGCGUCCUUGGAAUCAAUCGAGAGAGCUGUGAAGCUCUUCCCGGAGGUCAUUAUUGUGAACAAGUUCAGGGACGAUGCCUACAACCGGGUGGGGUAUACUCUCGUCUCCCAUCUCCCUGCGGAGGCCGCAUCUGAUGCUAAUCCUCUGAGGAAUGCUGUGUUUGAGAUGGUCAAAGAAGCCUUCAGAACCAUCAAUCUCCAGGUGCACAGUGGAACCCAUCCUCGUCUGGGGGUUGUGGAUCACAUCUGCUUCCACCCCUUGUCUCCGGCUUCCCUAGACCGGGUUGCUUCGGUGACCAGGUCUGUGGCAGUUGAUAUUGGUAAAAAUCUUGAAGGUGGGCAAAACCCUACUUGAGAACCCGUUUUAAGGCAAUCACUGUAACUGUUGGAAAAUCUCACCAUCUCGAAUGAAACAAUUAAAUCAUGUGAUUAAAAUCUAUAGGUCAACUCAAUUAAUUUAAGGGAAUCCCUCUUUAAGGAGCAGCUGUAGACUCUCAAUAUCUAAUCAUGGCAAUAUCUUGAAUGGGAUGAUUAAAUCAUGUGAUUAGCAUGCAUGGGUCAACUCUACUCACUGGCAAUUAAUUCUGAACGUGAGCAUUGAUAGUAUGCAUUGGAUUAUGAUUGGGACUGGCCUUUCAAUGAGACUGUUAGAUCAUGGGUGAAUAUUGAAUAUAUACACUUACACUAGUCAACUCCAGUUAUGACCUUUUAGUUUUUUUCUAUUUUAAGUCUUUUCUAUACUUGAUUAAUCAUGUUAUUACUGGAGAUAUGUGGUGGGUAAUACUACAUGAACGUUGUAGCCCUUGCUGGUAUUGUGGUUUUUGCCAAGUUCCUUGAUGCAGAUUAAACUAUAGCUUGCCUGAUUCGCCUGAUCUACCCUGAUCUUUGGGAACUAGAAGCUGAUCAUGCUCAUUAGUUAGAGUCAGGCUAAUAUGAUGUGAUAUUAUAUGCUUAUUUACCUUUAGAUAAAUAAAUAAAUAGAUAAUAUUGCCACAAUUCAUCUCAUUUUUGGCUUCCUAAUCGUCUCUAAAAUGGUUUCUCUUUCUGCAGUACCCACGUUCCUAUAUGGCGCGGCACAUAAGGAAGGAAGGACUCUGGACUCACUCAGACGAGACUUAGGUUACUUCAAGCCCAAUUCAUUAGGCAACCAGUGGGUGGGAGCGCUAGAACUGCAGCCGUUGACUCCAAAGCCCGAUGUGGGGCCCGACAAAGCCCCAAAGUCAAAGGGCGUUUUGGUGAUCGGAGCCACAAGAUGGGUGGACAACUAUAAUGUGCCCAUCCAGUCCACAGACAUUGGGGCCAUCAGAAGGAUCGCCAGGUUGGUAAGCGGAAGAGGAGGUGGGCUUGAGUCAGUCCAAGCCAUGGCUUUGGUCCACAGUGAGAAUUCAACAGAAGUGGCCUGCAAUUUGCUUGACCCAGAAAGGGUCAACGCCAAUCAAGUCCAGAGCAUGGUCGAGGAGCUUGCUGCAAGAGAGGGGUUGACCACUGGGAAGGGUUAUUUCACUGACUUUUCACGGGAGAGGAUCAUCGAGAGUUACUUGACUCAGAGGGGCUUAGUCUGA